Molecule: messenger RNA, 934 nt
Organism: Lytechinus pictus (painted urchin)
Lineage: Eukaryota; Metazoa; Echinodermata; Echinoidea; Temnopleuroida; Toxopneustidae
Product: scavenger receptor cysteine-rich type 1 protein M130-like
Exons: 7
Coding region: 26-934 (302 amino acids)
Cellular component (GO): membrane
Source: RefSeq, a predicted model, not a curated record
AGAGUUAGGAGAAAAUAUAGGAAACAUGGCCCAUUUUCUAACUGGAUUCAACCUAAUGGUAGCUGUUUAUAUCCUUACCAGAAUAAUAUCCGGCAGAGAAACAAAUGUUAGGCUCAGGAAUGGAUUAUCAGAAUUAGAAGGCAGAGUUGAGAUUCUCAUCAAUGGAACUUGGGGUACUAUUUGUGAUAAGAACUUUAAUUUCAAUGAUGCCCUCGUUGUAUGUCGAAGUUUGAACUUCAGUGGAGCCCUUGGUACCACAUCGCAGUCCGAGUUUGGACCGAGUUUAGGAAAGAUUCACUCGGAUAUUUUACGAUGUAAUGGGACAGAAACUGACAUCUUAGAAUGCUUGAGGACUAAUUCUGACCCCCAAACAAAAUGCUCCUCGUCCCAUGAAGCUGGUGUUAGAUGCUCAGACUGUAGAGAUGUCAAUCCUCGGUGCCAAUCAUGGGCCAACCAGGAUGCUUGUGAAUCAUACCCAGGAGAGGUUUUGCCUGUCUGCCAAUUAAGCUGUGACCAGUGUAAUACAACUGUUAUAAAUGAUUCAGCUUCUUACCUGUCUAUGAAUGAAACAUGUGUUGCUGGGCAUUGCUAUCUGGAUUCUAACAAUGCUUAUAGAUGCAUACCAGCUGUGGAAUUAUGUGUUACAGUCGGAUGGUACCAAGGGCUCAUAUGUAUACCUACACCGACAAGUCCCACCCCUUCAUCUGUCCGAUGCAUGCAUUUUGAGGAGCGUGAACAGACCAACCUAGAUGCCCUGGCAGUAAAACACAAACUGAGUUUUACAAUAAGUGGUCUCGCCUAUACUACAUCGACAGUAGACCAAGAUAUAGUUUUCACUGUAGAUCGAAUGUAUCGCAUCUUCGACCAACUGACGAAUGAAGGGCUCACGCCGCGGCAAAUAUACGAUCGUCAGAGACAGGUUAAAGUAUUGUGA